UUUGCCUCUUCAUCAGCAGGCUCUUCAUCAUCUCCUGAAAAAAAGGAAGAAAAAUGCAAGAGAGAAACAAAAGUUAUUCUGUAGAAUUGCUGUUUUAUAUUAAUUAGUCUGCAAACACAAUUUGACAUUAAAAAAAAUUAUGUCAAUAAUUAUUGGCGGCUAUUAGCCUUUAUUAGGCUGGUAGACUGACACUUUCUAACGAAAAGUAUUAUUUUUAAUUUGGGACCGCUGCUCUCAGGAGUGCCAACUUAUUUAAUAUUUAGAAUUAUUUUGUUUUAUUUUUAAGUUUAGUUACACAAAGACAAAGUUAAUCAAAACUAAACCACAAUAACUUAUUUGUGACCAUUACUUUUUGGCCUAUUCAACUUAUUCAUAUAUUCAGUUCUGGCUUCAGGUAAACCUUCACUUCAAGUGUCACUUCAUUAUCAUUAUUCACUAGUGACUAGCUAGGUGUCUCAGUCCCAUUUUAAUUAGGCCUAAAGUUUAAAUAGUAUAUUUACUAGUAUAGUAUUAGAAAAGUUGCUGUGAUAACAAGGGGAUUGAAUGCAAAAUACAAACUUUACAAAAAACACGAAGUUACGUCAUGACACCAAUCAAUUGUCUGCAUUGGCCAAAAAGAAAAGUUUGUGACACUGCUGGGGAAGAAAAGAAAGGGGGGGGGGGGUUAAAUUAAAAAUAACUUGUGUGAAUUCAAACAUUCUUUUUUUUUUAUCAUAAAAAAAAUCAUGACACCAAUCAAUUGUCUGCAUUGGCCAAAAAGAAAAGUUUGUGACACUGCUGGGGAAGAAAAGAAAGGGGGGGGGGGGUUAAAUUAAAAAUAACUUGUGUGAAUUCACACAUUCUUUUUUUUUUAUCAUAAAAAAAACCAUAUAAACCCUGAAAUUAGUGAAAUUGACAGUAAUGUUGAAAUUUCUGUUGUGAUGGUCUGGAUGUAUUUUGAUACUGACUAAAUGUCACUUUUAGUUUUAUAAAUAGUAAAGUGUGUUUCUGUACUUAUUUUUAUAUCAAAAUUUAAUUUUUUAGUUUGAAAGUGUGACAUACUUUAGGGUGGGAGGGGAUUGGGGGUGAGAUUUGUGACAGAUUGUGAAACAGGGGAAGAAGGGGUUAAGAAAUUUCCAAAAAAAGAGUGAGAUACUACGCAUGCCAAGCAGUAGCAUAAAAAAAAAAUAUACAACACCUAAAAAAACUAUGCAGAAAAAAAUGAAAAGUUGAAAAAGUAUCCAUUUUAUCUAUCAAUGACAAUAUUUUGAAUGCAUGAAUCAAAAAUUAAUUAUCUACCCUUCACCUGCGCACACAUUUUUGCAUGUUUAGAUCAUUCAUAAAUGGAUAGAUUGCAUCGUUUUCUCUUCACGUUUUGAUUUUUGUUUAACUGGUCGAUGGCAAUAUUAUAAAAAUGGACUUGCAUGAUGAAUUUGAUGGCAUUUCAAAUGUUACUAGUCAAUUUAUUCAGUACUGUAGUAGUAUUCCUGAAGUGAAAUUAUCUAUGAAAAAUUAAUUUGGUCCGUCUUGACUAAGUCAUUGAUUUUAUUGUCCACUUAUAACCUUAUUUUGCACAGUACUGGAGGGAAAUGUCAUGAGAAUAGAAGUGUUUUUUUUUAAAUUCUAUGAACUAUACACGCACUCUGUGAAUAUAUGUUGAUUGGAAGUUUCCAGAUGGGGUAAAACAAUAAAUACUAAAAGAAAAUAAUAUUAAAACGUAACACAUAACUUUAAGCCAUGCAGUGGUAAUAAAUAGGAAUAAUGGGCUAAUGCUAGUCAUUGAUUGAUAGUAAUAUUAAAUAUAUUUUACCUGAAAGAGGCUGGAAAGUAAAUAGUAAAUUUGAAAAACCACAACAAAUGAAAACAAAUCUUUGCUGUCCAUUGGAUAUUAUUUUUAAAAAAUAUUUGAGCUUUUAACUUUGAAAAUUGAAGAUAAUAAAUAACAUACUAACUUUACUAAAUCAUAUUUUUUUGUUGAUUAAGGCCUUUUGAAAUCAUCUGAAAGCCUAAUUAGAUCAUUACAUUAACUAUAACAUAUCCAAAAUUUGUUAGGUUAGGACUUGUAUUUUUGUCAAAUAAUGUGAUACCAAAAUUUGUACAAUUUACCAGCGAAAUACAUAUUAUUGAUGUUUUUUUUUUUGGGGGGGGGGGGUAAAUAAAUUGAUUUACACUGGAGAUCCAGCUUAUUACCCCGUUAUUACUUAUUUUAAAACAUUGUUAUAUUUAAUCACUUUAACGAGGCCAAAUAAAUUUUGGCCUAAUUUAAUUUUUCUUUCUGUUAUAGUUACCAAAUUUAAAUGUAACAUAUUUCAGUAUGGAAGAGGGAAAAAAAUUAGUAAUAACAUUAAUAGUUUUAUUCCUGGGUUAACCGGCUUCAUAAUACAAUUUUUCGUCACAGUUCUUUAGCAAUGAGACAUGGUAGAACCAACAUCUGCAAUUGGUAAGAAAUCACCAGAAUGUCAAAAGUUUCUAUUUGGACCAUGGACUAUAUCAUCCUGGAAAUCUCACAUACUGGAAUCAGAAGGAGCACAAAGGGAAAAGUAAACUUAAAAUUAAUACUAGCUUGUAGUAUUAUACAUGUUGCUUUAAACAGCGUAAUUUUAUUUGCUUAGGCUUAGGCCUGCUCAUUGGGUAAGAAUUAGAUGGAAGUAUAACAUAAUCGUUUGUCUUUAAAAAUAUUAAUAUUUUUUAAAAAAACAAGAUUUGAGCAAGAAUUAAAGCUGCCUCAACUACCAGAAAUGGUUUUUGCUGAAAACUUCCUACGUAUUGAUCACCAGUCAGGUUGUGGAAUAGAUUUUAAUGCCUUGGAUGCCCUUCGUUUAGUUGAUCCUCACUCUGACCCAAUUAAGGUGGCAGCAUCAAAAGAAUGGCAGAAUGCAAGGUAUAGUAGAUCUUGUUUGAACUUUGCAAUUAAAGUAAUUCACAAAUCUGUGUACUAGCUCUUUUUUUUUUUUUUAGUUAGCUCAACAAAGUUAAUAUCAUAAUCUUAUGACAAUGAAACCUUUUUUUUUUGUACUUUUCCCCAAACUCCCAUAAAUAAAUACCCUCUUACUCUGACCCAAUUAAGGUGGCAGCAUCAAAAGAAUGGCAGAAUGCAAGGUAUAGUAGAUCUUGUUUGAACUUUGCAAUUAAAGUAAUUCACAAAUCUGUGUACUAGCUCUUUUUUUUUUUUAGUUAGCUCAACAAAGUUAAUAUCAUAAUCUUAUGACAAUGAAAACUUGUUUUUAUGUACUUUUACCCAAACUACCAUAAAUAAAUACCCUCUUUUAUUUUAGCUGUGAUCUAUCUUAGCAAUUGAUUUAAUGACAUCAUAAUUGAAGCUUAACAUUUCUUAUUUUAUUUACACAAUUGUUUGCGUCUAAUUAAUCUCCUUAAAAGCUUUUUCGCAGUCCAGUUCUUUUAUAAUUAGUUAUUUAAUCUGAAUCUCAGUUUUAAAAAAAUUAAAUUUGUGGUACUUUUGUUGUGUUAUUUUUAUUUGCCUUUGCUAAAUGCUUUACAUAAUCAGAAUUUAUUGUAACAUAAUUAUUAUUAAAUUUACUUAAGACGUUUAAUGGAAAGUAGUACUAUUAAUAAAUAUUUUCAUUUUAAUUUAUAUUGCCUUCCUUUAACACUUGAAUAAAAAUCAAUAAUCAUUUACAUUAAUUACAUUUUUGUUUCCUUUAAACCUAUAAUUCCCUUAAAACAAAUUUUGAAAUUAAAAUUUGCUAAAUUCUUUCAAAUUUUAAAUGGUUUAUUCAUAUCAUUGCUCUUAAACAUUCAUUCUAGGUCUGAAUGUCAACACAUAAAGAAUGUUGUUUCUCCAUUUGAUUGGACCUUUACUACAGAUUACAGAGGAACAACAUUUCAAGAAACACCAAACAUUUUGAAAGUAUGUCUUGCAAAAUUUGAGAUACAAUAAAAUUUUGGUCUUUCCAUUUAAACAAUUCAAAUUUUAAAACACAAUCACUGAAAACUUAAAUUAAUAAUUGUAUUUGACUGAAAGAGGUUACAAUUUUUGUUUUUAUUUCUGUUUAAGAGCCCCUGUUAAAUUACUUUUAAUUCUCUUUUGCUGUCUUUGACUGAACCUGCAAUGUUUGUGUAUGGUUUUGCUUUGUGUUAUUAUAAUGUACACUUACAUUUCUUAAUAUUUUUUAUUUUUGUUUUUUCCAGAUUGUUCCCACAUUGGAACGUAUAGACAUUGAAAAAUUAAAGCAGAAGGAGCCCAUACAUUUUUAUGAGGAUAUUUUAUUAUUUGAGGAUGAGCUUUCUGAUAAUGGAACUUCAUUGUUGAAUGUUAAAGUGGUAUGUUCCUGUAAAUUUACUUUGUUUAGGUUAAUGAAAUUCAUAAUUUAAAGAUUAACUGUUAAAUAUUGUUAAAGUUCUAUCAUAAAUUUGUUUGAAAAAAAUUGUGUAAAGUAUAUUAAUUUAUUCAAAAAAUGUGGUGUCAGUAUCAGCCUUGUUACUGUCAAGAAUAUAACAGUGGUUAUUAAUGUCACCUACAGCAAUAUUAGGGUCUUGCCGACUUUGUUUUGUGAGUUUUUAACCAAGGUGCGAUUGACCCUUACAUUCUAAACAACAUAGUAAAAUAAUUUAAAAUGUGGAUACAAAUUGUUUGAUUUCUUAGGUUUGAUACACCAGUGAGCAAAAUUUUUAAUAUAUUUUGUGGGUUAGGUUUGUGUCAGGACAUUAAGUAACUGCUAAGAUUUGAAGUAAUUUCUCUGCUUUUCGCUUCCAUUCAACACCUGGCUCUCACCUUACACCUUAUGUCAUCACACAGACUUACGAAUGAAAGUAACUAUUCUAAUUUUUCUUUGCUCAAUUUUCAUAUGGACUUUUCAGAGAGUGAUGCCCAGUAGUUUUUUCGUUCUGCUCAGGUUUUUUGUGCGAGUGGAUAAAGUGUUGAUACGAAUUAAUGAUACAAGAUUGUACCAUGAGGUAUGUUAGAUUUGAAAAUUAAUCCUAGGUUACAUAACUAAAUUCUCAUUUUAAAAAAAAAAAAAUUUUAAUUGCUUACAUAUGACUAACAGAUAAUUAUUUUUUUCUAUUCAGGCAGGCUCUAAUUAUGUAUUGCGAGAAUUUACUAGUAGGGAAGAAGCAACAUGCCAUAUACCAGUAAGUCUUGUUAAUUGAAGGCCUUUAACUAGUUUUAAUCAAAUUUUGACCAUUAUGGAAAUAAAAUGAAGUAUAAACUCAUAAAAUCUUAUCAAAAUUGUAGCAUAAAAUAAUAUUUAAAGUUGGUGACUUGUCCUAAUUUUUCUCAACAUCACAUGACUAAGAAAAACAAAAUCUUACUAUAGAAAAUAACCUUUGUGAUAAAUUUUUCAAUUUUUUUUCAUACAUUUUAAUUUUAGGAAUUUGAUUCUGUUGAGUAAUAAUAAAAUGUAUUGUCCACCAAUUUACUUCAAUCUUGUUUUUUCAGGUUGCUUUACAUACAGAUCCUAAUGCUGCUUUUGAGCACCUGAAAGUUACUAAAGAAGUUUUUGAAAAGUUGGAAUUUCUUUCUGAGACAUCUUGAUAAAUUUAAAUUUAGUAAAAAAAAAUUCAAUAUAAUUUUUGUUAACAAUUUUUAUGAAUUUUUUUUGUUUUUUCAUUUAAAUGUGUACACUGUAAUUAUAAUUAUAAUUUGUUGUGAAAAUAUUGCAUACAUCAUAAUGUAGAAAAAAAUCAAUUUCAAUUAAGUCCCAAAAAUUCAUUGGUUCUCUUAACUUUUUUUUCGUAUGUUUCAGACUGUUGGAUGAUAAGAAAAAAUUGUAUGUUGUUGUAAAUUUUAACAAACAUUUAUGUUCAGUCACUUUUAAUUCAUUGUGAUUAGUUUAUGGUUCUCAGUGUUUAAAAAGUGUCCAAUAUUAUAGAUAUGCAAUGGUUAGAUUCACUGAAUGGUGAAACCCAUUAGGAGUACCGUAAAUAAUAUUUUUCAAACAUCUUUUUGUUUGAAAGAAAUUAUAUAACUUUUCUUUUCCUGAUUUCUUGCAUGUGGGGAAAAAUGUGAUAGCUCCUUCCCACUCCACCCAAGUUCACGUUAGAUAAAGCUGUGCACAAACUGAAACUUUAAUGGCUUAGGAUUAAUAAGAUUAAAACUUUUCUUAUCAUGUUCCCCAUUUAGAGUGUCAUUUACAAAAUGUACUCCAAUGUCACCUAAUACAAUUAUUCAAUUCAUAUGAUUUGAGCUACCUUAAUAAGAGUUCCAUUAGUUAAUUAAACCUUUAACCUAGCAUUGUAAAAUGACAGUUUCACACCAGUUUUUUUUUUUUUUUUUUUUUUAAAUUUUUUUUUUUUUAAUUUUUUUUUUUUUUAAAGAGUUUAAGCAAUAAAUACUAGGACUGAGAUAGGUAUUAUAAGAUAAUCCCCGGCGGGUCCGGGUGUUACCAAAAAAAAAAAAAAAAAGAGUUAUCUCAGAUAAAGGGGCCCAAAUUUGUGAUGUGGAAGUGGAAACAAAUUAAAAUGUUUUUUGAAGUGCUUUGAAUUUAAAAGUUUUUCACCCAUGAGAUGUCACUGCGCCCCAUCAUGCAAAUCGCAAGUUUCACAUUUGUUAAAGCAUUCAACUUGCAUAUAAUGAAACAACAAUCGCACCCCUCUCUUUUUCCUUUUAAAAAAAAAAAACAUGGUAAAAAUCUCAUGUUUUAGAUCAUUUAUAUUUUAAGUCACCCAAAAUGACUCACAUAAUGAAAAUUUCAGUUUAGACAAGGAUUAACUUAUCUGUAUGCAGUUAUUGUAAGACACAUUAUUAUUCUAUAUAUGGCAUUCUUCCGUCUUUUGUUUCAUUGCUGUAAAACACAAAAGAGAUGGAGGGAGGCUUACAGGCUGUAGAGACAGAAGUUACUGUUAAAGUUGACUUGCUUUCCAGGCUAAGAAGGCAAGGGGUGACAUGAUUGUUAUUUUCUUUACAGGGAUUUUUUUGCUGUAAUAUUAAGGGCUAGAAAAAAUUUCAAGUAACAUCCAUGCUAAUGGUAAGGUAAAUAAAUAUAAUUGAAACAAAAUUUAAUUUUUGUGUCAUUUAAGUUGGUCUGCAGUGAAAGGAGAAUAUGUUGCUGUUGUUACCUUAGAUAAUGUAUUUUUUUUUAAAGUCUUAAGAUAGUUAGAACUGUAUCCCAGUGGUUCCAAAACAUUUUUGAUUCUCAUCACCCUUGCUGAAUCCAGUUUUUCACAGGCACCCUGGUCAAUAUUUAAGGAGUACACAGCAAGAUUGCAAAUACAAUUUUUUUAGAGGGUUAGUUUUUUAUGGAUUGUAAAUCAAGAUAAAAAUGCAUUUGGUUUAAAGGGUUAGUUUAUGUAAAAUUACAAAACAUGUUAGUGAGGUGGAUUUUUUUUCACAAAAAUUAUUUUCAAAUCUUGGGAUCAAAGACACAGCCAUUCAUUUCCUUUUGCACAUUUGGUGCAACUCUGAGCUACAAAAAAUCCAGCUUUGCACAAAUAAGUUGCAAAUUGAAUUAAUUUUUUUUUAGGGUUACUGCUCAGAGGGGAUGCUCAUCUUUUACUGAUAUCCAAAAUUCAGUUAUUUUGUUUUCAGCAUAUUGUCAAAUGAGAAAUAUAAACUUUUCCUCUUAGACAACAGUAAAUUCAAAUAGCACUUGCAUUAUUUAUAUAUCUAUAAACUUUUAUUAGGUAGAACUCCAUCUUGUUACAAUUAAUUAAUAAAAGGUUUGAUUCUGAAAAUAGUUAAGUGAGUUACUGAAUUAAAAAUACAAUUUUGAAAAUUCUGUACUACCUUCAUGUAGUCACUGUGAGGCUGCCCUAGCCCCCUAUUUUAUAUUGAAGUCUUGUAUGAAAAUCAUUAACUGUCCCAUGACAUGUGAUCAUUUCUCUGCAGUGCAGUUAAAGAUAAGUCAUAUUGAUAACGUGUGGUAAAUAAAAUUUUAAUUAUUUUGGACAAGGUUUAUUCAAUCUUCAAGUGUCUUUUUGCUGAAGAUAAAAGAUUUGCAACCUCAUUAAGAAUAUAAAUAAGAGAGCAAGUCAGAGUAAAUUAUAAACAUUACUACUUUAUUUUUUUAAAAUGCAAAAUUAAAAUUGUGUGGCUUUAUUCAUACCACUACCUUACACUACACACACUUUACAAAAAAGUGAUGUGAAAAAAAAAAAAUUUUAAAAAUAAAACUUUCAUGCCUUAAUAGUUUAAUUAAAACUGAUGUAAUGUAAAUGUAUUGUGAAAUUGAACUUUGUCAUUUUAGUUCUUUCUAGUAAUUUAGAUGGUUCUAAGUUUAAUCUUGCCACAACCAACAAUAUAAAAAAUAUAUCCAGAAAGACUAUUGUCUUUAUAAAUAAAUUGUAGAUAUAAAUAUUAAAUAAUUGAAAGAGAAAAAGAGCAAUUACAGCAAACAAAUCAAAAUUAAAUGGGGAAAUGUGUUAAUUUUGUGUAAAUGUGGAUUGAAAUAUAUAAAUGUGAAGAGAUUAUACACCAGCUUGUGUCCGGUGAUGACACAAGAUUUUGGUGUUUUUGAUUCACAAACAUCAAAUUAACUCUACGAACAUAACAGGCAUUGUGUGAAAGGAAUAUUUCACUUGCAUACUGGUAAAAAUUUAUGUGACUACAACUUUUUUUUUUUUCUUUUGUUUACUUACUCUGCUUCUAAUGAUUCCUGAGACAGAAUUAAGUGAAUUACUGCAAGUGAAAGUAAUUUGAUUCUACCAAUAAAUUAUGUUCCACUUAACCUGCCACAGUAAGAAUAACACUUGAAUUUAAAAGCAAGUACACAUUUUCAAAAGCUGCUUUAGAUUUAGAUCCAUUUAAAUUUAACUCUCCAUGCAAUUACAAAUUACAAGAACAAAUACAAAGCUAAUAAAUUUUUAAUGCAAAAAAAAAAUAUUUAGAGCCACGCUAGCAAAAUUAGCCAGUAUAAAUUUAAUAACUAUUGCAAUAAAUAUUUGAACAAGCCAAAAAUUACUCCUAGCAUUGUUAUUUUUAAAAAGCUCAAAUAACCCACCAAAAUAUUUGUUUGAAAAUGUAAUCAGUGAUAGGGUUGGUUGUUAAAAUUGUGAUAUCUUGCAGUUUGCAAAACAUAAAAUGAUUUAUAAUUUAAAACUGGAACUUUACCUUUUAACCCCAGAUUUUUAUUCCAGUACCUUAUGAAAAAAAACAUCAUCAAAAUAUUUUGACUAAAGUUAAAGAGUUACAUUUUUCACAAAGCUCAUCACAUAUUUUGGAAUAUGUCAUAUAUCAAAAGUAAAUAAAUAGCGUAUUGUUAUAAGUUAGAUUAAAUUACAGUAUCGAAGUGCACGCACACACAUACUUAAUAAUGGAGUGGAUUUAGUCCACCAAGCAAAAAUGUAAUAGGAAAAAUAGUUCAAACAAAUUGUAUAGACUUAAAACAAAUCAAUGGAUUCAUAUGAUUUCCAUUUUUGACUUCAACUUUUAUGAAAUAUUAAUAAUUAAAUAAAAUUAAGAGCAGAUUUACAUAGUGAACAAUUUAGGUGUAGAGUAGAGUUCUGAAACUUAUAACUAAAUAGAAAAAAAAAAUUAUUUGAAUAGUUAAGCCAAAAUAUUUUUUGGAAAAUCUUUUUUUUUUUAAAUUAAUUUACUCUAACUUUAUUUGACCUUUAAGGAACCAAAAUAAUAAUAAAUUUAGAGCACAAGAGGGUUCUAAAGAAUUUAAAUUAAAAUAAUUCCCCUCCCCCCACCCCCUCUCUUUGAGAUAAAAUAUUUUAGUUUCAGAUGGUUUAGUUUCAAAAUUUUCAAUCAAGUAUUUUUAUAAUAUAUAUUUUUGUUUAAAUGAUAAAGAAAGCUUAAAUAUUCCUUUUGAUUUUUGUUUUAAAACUCUAAAUUUAUUUGUAUAGAUUGAAUCACAUGGAAUAUUUCUAUUUAUGGGCAGCUUGUUUUUCAUACAGGACUUCUGACAUUAAAUAACUGCAAAAUUUCAUUUUUCUAAUAAUGAGCUUCUGGGUAACAUGAAAUGCACAUUUGAAUUCAUGUUUUAUGUAAAAAGAAAAAAAAACAUCUUUUUUGAUUAAACAAGUUACCAACAUCCCAUUAAUACUGGAUGACAUUGGAAAUAAUCGGUAAGAGUGAGGAGUAAUUUGAAGUCUUGUGCUAGCCAUGAUGAAAACGCAGAACCCAAUUUAUAUUUUUUAACGGGUAAAAAAAUAAAUAUGUUACUUGAUACUUUAAAAUAGCAACAUUUGAAAAAAACACUAGGAUGUUACUAAUAGAAUGAUAACCUUCAAAAUAUGGUAAUCCAAAUUUCAUUCUGAAUGUUGCAACAGUUGUCUUUUCUAACCAAAACAUCUUAAAUAUUACAGAGGACAAUGAUUUGGUGUCACAUAAAUCUAAAACAAUUGGUUAAAAAAAGAAAGUGCCUUCUCAAAGAGGGUUAACAAAUUAUAAAUAAAAGUGUUAAGAAGAAAAAACCACUAUGAAAAAACUAAGUUAUGCAUUCCAUAAAAAUGCCAAGAACUUGUGUACCAAUUUUUUAUUUUUAAAAAUUAUCUUUAAUGGAAAGGGGAAAAAAAUAAUGUAAUGAAACAAAUGAAAGACA
Molecule: messenger RNA, 10424 nt
Organism: Lymnaea stagnalis (great pond snail)
Lineage: Eukaryota; Metazoa; Mollusca; Gastropoda; Lymnaeidae
Source: the annotation of a GenBank genome assembly